This is a messenger RNA of Rhizoctonia solani, 2310 nucleotides long. Its product is annotated as protein tyrosine kinase domain-containing protein. NCBI's taxonomy places the organism in Eukaryota, Fungi, Basidiomycota, Agaricomycetes, Cantharellales, Ceratobasidiaceae. The record is from RefSeq and is a predicted model, not a curated record. The transcript is spliced from 17 exons. Gene Ontology annotation, molecular function: ubiquitin binding; ATP binding; phosphatidylinositol binding. Bases 1 to 2310 code for a protein of 769 amino acids. Gene Ontology annotation, biological process: protein phosphorylation.
AUGCGAGUCCGGUCCUCGGUGUCUCGGCGUGUGGCUGAUGACCGAGAUCUCCGCCAAGUUGACAAGACUUCAGUGGCUAUGCUGCCCUAUUCUGUUCUGUACUUCUAUCAAGCUACAGUACAGCACCUGCAGUUCGCCGACAUCUUCAACGUUUCUAUUAUUUUCCAGUGCCACUUUACUCGAAAUAUGCUCCUGGAAGGGUCCAUGGAGCACAAGGUCAAGAAUGCUUUUGGACUAUUGCGUGGGAUGAACAAUUUCAUUGCAAACGGCCACCAGAAGUCUCAGGAUCAACACAAGCUACUGGAGGGUCAAGACAUACGUGGCGACUGGACGUCAUGGGAGAUGUCUCGCCUAGCUGAAUACGCUAUCCACACUAAUAUAGAAGACUGGGCGGUUGUGGUCGAGUUAUGCAAUAAGCUUGGCAUAGAUCCUCAAGAGACAGAGGAGUCGUUUAAAGUUCUUAUUAACGAUAUCCGCUCUACUCUUCCGAGCGUACAGUUAUCCGCUGCUAAGCUAUGGAUGAUAAUGAUAUAUAGGUGUCGCCCCUACUUUGCUAGCCACGUACCAGAACAAGAACUUUUAGGAGUCAUUGAAGAGGUUGCUUUGAGCUCGCGUACAUCGCCAGUUGUUCGAGAUCGACUGGUCGAAGUGAUGGGGGCUUCAGUAUUCCUGCUGAAGGAUGCAGAAACUCUCGGGUCUUACCAGUCAACCUGGAUGAAACUUAGGCAACGGCUGAGGCUGACACAUCCCCCCGAAGGCCUAGCCAUCACCGCCGAAGACCACAUCAUUUCCACCAACUCUCCCAUCACUCCCUCCGUCUCAUCAAACCCGCCGUCAAACGAGUCUUCCGGCUACAAUGUCAUUGAGGAACUGGGUACUAUCGGCCCCGAACAGGGCGCCUCACAGGUAGCAGAAGAUAGAGCAGUAGACCAAGAAAAUGAACCAUGUUUAACAAGGUCGCCUGCUACGGAGACCGAACCCGGUCCCGCAGCCUCCAAUCCGAUGGGUGAUGCGAGGUGGCUCUUUGAGGAAUGCGAGAGCGCCCGUGGUAACUGUCGAAUCUUGGCCGAGUCACUUCUAUAUACGACUUUGGACAGUGUCCUGAAGGAUCCAUUGAUAAAGGAAUUUCGAGAAAGCACUAUGACUUCAAAGGAAAUCAUCGACGCUCAUAUCGAAACCGCCACUAUCAGCGCAGACAGCGCUCGUGCGAGGCGGUGGUCGAAUGACUCGAGUAACUCAGCCACCAGGUCAACCGAGGAGCAGCUGCUACAAGCCCUUGUUACCACCCAAGCGGAGAUCAAGUAUACGUUGCAGAGCUAUGACGAACUUGCGGAGCUGGCGAACUCGAGCAGCCCUGUGGAUGCAGAAGAUCCUCCAAUUAGCAGGCAAAUGUCCGGAGCCGAUGUUGUGUCCCGGCUAAUUGAUCAUGGUUGUAAAGACCUAUCAGACAGUGUCGACCAUUCCAGCUUUGGAGAAUACCCAUUCUCUACCGGGGGAUUCAGUGAUGUGUAUGACGGGCGGAUGUUGGACGGCACGAAGGUGGCGCUAAAGCUGUUGCGAGUAUCAGCGCACAGUCUUGGUCAAGACUCAAAGCACCUCAAGCACGCCGCGAGGGAGCUCCAUACGUGGAGUAAAUGCGACCACCCGAACGUGGCUCCACUUCUUGGCCUGCUGGUCUUCCGAGGUCGCAUAGGAAUGAUAUCCCCUUGGAUGGGUAAAGGCAGUCUAUCUAACUUCUUGGCAAAAACACCGGGGGUUGACCGACAAAGUCUGUGUGUACAGAUCUGCGAGGGGCUAUCUUACCUGCAUGAGAUCGGUAUCGUUCAUGGUGAUAUGAAGGGGCCCAACGUGCUUAUCGCGGACGACGGUACUGCAGUGUUGAGCGACUUUGGAAACGCGUUUCUGAAGGAUCGAACAAUGAAGUUCACGCCGACUACGAGUGCGAGUGGGAUGUCGAUCCGUUGGUCGGCACCUGAGAUCAUCAACGGAGAAAGGCCAUCAAAGGCAUCGGAUGUAUACGCACUAGGAACGACUAUCUACGAAGUUAUAUCUAGGAGGCUCCCAUACGAGAGACAAUCAGAGGUUGCUAUAGUAUUUUUGGUAACCGUACGGAAAGAACUGCCAGAACGGCCUGAGUACUUACCCAUGGACCAUGAUGAUGCGGAAAAGCUAUGGAAGCUGUUGUUACGUUGCUGGUCUGAGCCCGAAGUGCGCCCUACUUCAGCGGAAGUUGCAAGUGAGACAGAUGAAGACUAUUGCAUUGGAAAACCUUCCAACACCGCCCCCACGCCCAAUAACCCCGAGUCUUGA